GGAACCUAGUAAAAAGAAAUAGAUGUGAAUGUAAAAUUUAGGAUGGCCAUUGUGUCAUAUUGGAAUUCCCAUUCCCACUGUCCUUGCAUUGCUUUUGCUUUGGUAAGCAACACGUUAUAUUUCCUUUUUUGUUGCUUUGUUUUUUGAGACAGGAUCUCAUUAGAUAGCUCUCUAGGGAUCCUGGACCAAAGAAGCUAUCUUUGAAUCCACCUUCCCGGGCCUCCCAAAGCUCUGGAAUUCAACCAAUAGAUGCCAUACCACACCCAGACAAUCGUUUCUUUUAUUCACCAAAUACUGAGCACUCGCUGAAUCGUCAGUCACUAUUCUAAGCACUGGAGCACCAGGAGAGGAAAGACCCGGAGGCUCUCUUUAUGUUUACAUCCCAGUGUGGGAGGAAGAGGUCGACUAUUAAACGAGACAUACUAAUAUAUGAUAAAUGAUGAUUAUGUACUAUAAUAAAACUAUUAGACAAAAGAUGGGUGUGGUGGAGCAGGCCUUCGAUGCCAGUACUCGGAAGGCAGAGGCAGGCCAAUCUCUGAGGCUAGUUUGGAGUUUCAGGACAUAAAAGGAUACACAGAAACCCUGUCUUGAAAACCAAACUAACCAACCAAAGUUUGCUAUUUGUUACUCCAGGACCCCAGCUCUCCCAGGACAAGAAUAAAUCUCACUCUCUACCUUCAGGGAAGCAAGAUCCUUAUGAACAAAUUAUAAUCCUUCUGAGUAACAGAAAACAAAAGCAGUAGAUACUACUUAUAAAUUCCAUAAAUUGAAUAGCCAGUAAUUUGUGAAUAUUCAUUUCCACUAUUUUAGUAUAUAUUUUUUACUCAUUCGCACUGCAGAAAAUUGUAUUAAAUAUGCUUACAGGUUUCUGAAGCUAUCUAGUUACCUCUUUGACCCUGUUACUUCGCCUAAGUUGUAGUGAGUAUACACACAAAAAGUCCAAAAAACCCAAUAUAGCCGUUGCCAAUUAUUUCUUGAUGUGAGCAGUUUUUUUCGAAGGACAAAUGACAUUUGGGCUUUCUAUUGAGGUUCUUAGUCCCGCCCAGGUAUCAGUUCAUCGAACUUCAAAGAAUCAGGAGACCAAGGUUCUAAUUCCUGGAAAACGAACUACCAAAAAGUGAGAAAACCUCUAACAAGCCCCGCGCGGGUAACCAGCCGGAACCUUGACCUCAAGAUGGCGUCCCACAGUCAUAAGAUUCAAUCAGCUCCAAUCAAAAAUGGCAGGGUGGGUCGUAAUUUAGAGCUUGAGCCUCUCUAGGUCUCACUAGACAAUCCUACUCUAUGGUUACCCUUCUAUACUUAGUGAGGCCGAGGAGACAGCGGAGACUAUCUAUGUAUAAUCUUCUCUAUGGUUUUCAUUUUCCACGCCUCCUGGCGCAGUGCACGCCGGGCAAGAGGAAGACCUCCAGUAGCUCCCCGCGCAGCGCGGCUGUGUUUGCGGCCUAUUCGAGUAGGCGCUUCGGAACCAGUCUCUGAGUCGGGCGGCGCGCAGAAACCUCCAACCGGUGGAGCCUACUCAUAACCUGACGCCCAGAGGCCGCGAAGACAGUACCGUUUUCUUAGCGGCGGGUGAGUUCACGCUUCCGAACGCGUGAGGAAACCGGUCGACCUGGUACCUCAGCUGCGGGAGGAGGAGAAGGAGGAGGAGGAGGAGGAGGAGGAAAAGCCAGGGUGGCUGCGGAGGGCCGAGUGGGGUGGGGGCGAGGGUGAGGGGGUGGUGUGGGGGAGGGGACGGGCACGAGGCUUGGGCUUCUCUACCCCCUCCAAGGCCUCGAAAAACCAGUGGACUGGGAGCCCAUGGAGGCCGGGCCUACGUCCAGAGCGUUCCUUCGUGAAUUUUUGUCGCCCACUUUCUCUAUUGCUUCAGAUUCCGUUUGGGAGUGAAUCGCCUCGUCCCUUACGGGGCUCCAUCUUAGCCAGGGAUAGGAUCGGUCGGCCUGUAGGUCGGGUCCUGGAGGCCCUUGUUUUAUCCGGCCUCAAGAUCCGCCUCUCAGUAGAUUUCCGGGGCCGAGGACUAAAGUGCCUCAAGGCUGAGCCUUUAAGAGUAGCCUGCGCCCACUCUUUUCAGCGAGGUGCUGGCCACCAACGGAUUUCUUUCUCUCUGGUAGUCUAGUGCCAGCCGCCAAAAAAAGAACGGGCCCCACCCCUCCUUGAGUUGAGCAAGUGUCCACUUUUUGCUUUUUAAAGCACCUUUCCAGCCUGUUGGAGAUAGUGAUGAGUUUCACCAUCUCGUCGUCCCCUUUCCGACUGAGAAGGAUGCUGUACUAUACCAACUGCCUUCCUAAGAAAGUGCUGAGAUAGAGUAUUAUUAUAAUACAAGAGCUUCUGAGUCUAUCCUGAACUUAGUUCGUGUACAUUUUGGGAACUUAUUUUAGAAAAGAUCUAAGUUUUAAAAAAUUCUCAAUGGACAGACAGAGAAAAGAGGGUCUUUGCCAACUCCUUUGGACUGGUGCAGUCAGAAUGUCUUUUCCCCCUCAUUUGAAUCGCCCUCCCAUGGGAAUCCCAGCUCUCCCUCCGGGGAUCCCACCCCCACAGUUUCCUGGCUUUCCUCCACCAGUACCUCCAGGGACACCAAUGAUUCCUGUACCAAUGAGUAUUAUGGCUCCUGCUCCAACUGUCCUAGUGCCUACCGUGUCCAUGGUUGGAAAGCAUUUGGGAGCAAGAAAGGAUCAUCCAGGCUUAAAAUUAAAAGAAAAUGAUGAAAAUUGUGGCCCUACUACUACAGUUUUUGUUGGCAACAUUUCUGAGAAGGCCUCAGACAUGCUUAUAAGACAGCUCUUAGCUAAAUGUGGUUUGGUGUUGAGCUGGAAGAGAGUGCAAGGCGCUUCUGGAAAACUUCAAGCGUUUGGAUUUUGUGAGUAUAAAGAGCCUGAAUCUACCCUCCGAGCCCUCAGAUUAUUGCAUGACCUUCAGAUUGGAGAGAAGAAGCUACUUGUUAAAGUUGAUGCAAAGACAAAGGCGCAGUUGGAUGAAUGGAAAGCAAAGAAGAAAGCUAAUGGGAACGCAAGACCAGAAACUGUCACUAAUGAUGAUGAAGAAGCCUUAGAUGAAGAAACAAAGCGAAGAGACCAGAUGAUUAAAGGGGCCAUUGAAGUUUUAAUCCGAGAAUAUUCCAGUGAGCUAAAUGCCCCCUCACAGGAGUCUGACUCUCACCCCAGGAAGAAGAAAAAGGAAAAGAAGGAGGACAUUUUCCGUAGAUUUCCAGUGGCCCCAUUGAUCCCUUACCCACUCAUCACCAAGGAGGAUAUAAAUGCUAUAGAAAUGGAAGAAGACAAAAGAGAUUUGAUAUCCCGAGAGAUCAGCAAGUUCAGAGACACACACAAGAAACUGGAAGAAGAGAAAGGCAAAAAAGAAAAAGAAAGACAGGAAAUUGAGAAAGAACGGAGAGAAAGAGAGAGGGAACGUGAAAGGGAACGAGAAAGGCGAGAACGGGAACGAGAAAGGGAAAGAGAACGUGAACGAGAAAAGGAAAAAGAACGGGAGCGGGAACGAGAACGGGAUAGGGAUCGUGACCGCACAAAAGAGCGAGACCGAGACCGAGAGAGAGAUCGGGACCGGGACCGAGAAAGGAGCUCAGAUCGAAAUAAGGAUCGGAGUCGAUCAAGAGAAAAAAGUAGAGAUCGUGAAAGGGAACGGGAACGGGAGCGAGAGAGAGAACGGGAGAGAGAACGGGAGAGAGAGAGAGAACGGGAGAGAGAACGGGAGCGUGAAAGAGAGAAAGACAAGAAAAGAGACAGAGAAGAGGAUGAAGAAGAUGCAUAUGAACGAAGAAAACUUGAAAGAAAACUGCGAGAGAAAGAGGCUGCGUAUCAAGAGCGCCUUAAGAAUUGGGAAAUCAGAGAACGAAAGAAAACUAGGGAAUAUGAGAAGGAGGCGGAAAGAGAAGAAGAAAGAAGAAGAGAAAUGGCUAAAGAGGCUAAACGAUUAAAAGAAUUCCUAGAAGAUUAUGACGAUGACAGAGAUGACCCAAAGUACUACAGGGGUAGUGCUCUUCAGAAACGGUUGCGUGAUAGGGAGAAAGAAAUGGAAGCCGAUGAACGAGACAGGAAGAGAGAGAAGGAAGAACUUGAGGAAAUCAGGCAACGUUUACUGGCAGAGGGGCAUCCAGAUCCAGAUGCAGAGCUCCAGAGGAUGGAACAAGAGGCUGAGAGGCGCAGGCAACCUCAAAUAAAGCAAGAGCCAGAGUCAGAGGAAGAAGAAGAAGAAAAGCAAGAAAAAGAAGAAAAACGAGAGGAGCCUGUGGAAGAGGAAGAAGAACCAGAGCAAAAGCCUUGUCUCAAACCCACCUUGAGACCCAUCAGCUCCGCUCCAUCUGUGUCCUCUGCCAGCGGCAAUGCAACACCUAACACUCCCGGGGACGAGUCUCCUUGUGGUAUUAUUAUUCCUCAUGAAAACUCACCAGAUCAACAGCAGCCUGAGGAACAUAGGCCAAAAAUAGGACUAAGUCUUAAAUUGGGUGCUUCCAAUAGUCCUGGCCAACCUAAUUCAGUGAAGAGAAAGAAACUACCUGUAGAUAGUGUCUUUAACAAAUUUGAGGAUGAAGACAGUGAUGAUGUGCCCCGAAAAAGGAAACUGGUUCCCCUGGAUUAUGGCGAAGAUGAUAAAAAUGCCGCCAAAGGCACUGUAAACACUGAAGAAAAGCGCAAACACAUUAAGAGUCUCAUUGAGAAAAUUCCCACAGCCAAGCCUGAGCUCUUUGCUUAUCCUUUGGAUUGGUCUAUUGUGGAUUCUAUACUGAUGGAACGCAGAAUCCGGCCAUGGAUCAAUAAGAAAAUCAUAGAAUACAUAGGUGAAGAAGAAGCUACUUUAGUUGAUUUUGUUUGUUCUAAGGUUAUGGCACAUAGUUCACCACAGAGCAUUUUAGAUGAUGUUGCCAUGGUACUAGAUGAAGAAGCAGAAGUUUUUAUAGUCAAAAUGUGGCGAUUAUUGAUAUAUGAAACAGAAGCCAAGAAAAUUGGUCUUGUGAAGUAAACUUUUUACACUCAGAGUUACAUUUCAGAUUUCUUCUUUCACACCCUUCAAAGGACUUGGAAUUUUCUGUGUCUUCAAAGACAUUUGUGAGAUCUGUAAUUUUUUUAAUGUAGAAAAUGUGAAUUCUUUUGUCCUCUAAUUUGUUGAUGCUGUGUACUCACUUGGUUGUAAAGCCAUCUGUGUCCUUGGUUCUCUUUAUACACCAGGCACAGAUUACUGGUGUGUUUUGUAAGCUGCAGCUACUGUACACAGCCUAUUUGAUAGAAUCUUGUUCUGCUGAUUCGUUCCCUGUAAAUAUUAAAAUGGCUCCCCAAUUCUUUUGCAGAAUUCUACUUAAUAUUAAAACUGUAUUGUAUAGGCGCCAACAUGAAUAAGUUGAAUACUAGUCACACCCAUUACAGUCUCAUCCCCACGUCCCUCAUCAGAAAUGACAAGCAAGCUCUUGUAAAGGCAUGGAGUUUAAAAUUAGAUUGCAAAACCUAGCAGACAGUUCAUUCCUAAUGUAUCUCUGUAUUAAUGUGUUUAUGUGAAUGUAUGUAUAAAAGUCUUUUUUAAAAUUUUUUUGGUGGGCUCCCUUAAACAUUUCGUAAUUCAUCAAUAUACUCAUAAAAGAAAAGUAAUUAUUGUGCCAACCCAAAUAACUAGGAUAAUUAUGGUGUGUUUCCCAGAGGCUGGUAUUCUGCAGUGAGCAACCAGCUUUGUGUUCUUCUGUGAAUAGGAUGAUACAUCAUAAUCUUAACCCUCCCUUAAUUUGAUGGCUCACAAUUGAAGCAAAGGCUAAAAGUCUGGAGCAUUUUACUCAAUACAUUUUCAACUAACUCUAAAUCUUUAUUUAAUUUUGGUGUAUUCAUUUUAAUAAAACAAUUCCAAAAGUAUAAGGGAGGGGAGGAGCUCACCUUCUUUUUAAAGCAAAUGACCAGGGAUUACCUCAGUGGGCGAGCUUAUGCUUAGCAUGUAAGGGCCUGGGGUCUGUUCCCAGCAACAAUAAACGAGUAACUAAGGUAAGUUUACAAAAGAGAUUUGACCGAACACAGUAGUAAUUCACCGUGGUAGUUAAAUGUUUACAUCUUUCUUCCAAAGAUACACCAUUAAAGACAGGUUUCUGCUCACAACGUUUUAUUACUGGUCAUCAAGCUUUAGCUGUAUUGAUGACAAAUCGGCUUUAUUAGUAAUUCAGAAGAUCACCAGGGGCAAAAUUUAUUUGAAAAUUACUAAGUUCUAAACAGCUCUGCCAACAGAGUAGGUGUGGCUGUUGCCAUGUUUGCUUAUUAAUAAGAUAAAGACUGGAUUGUUAGAAUAAUGUAACUGUGAGCUUGAGUUACUAGGUUGUUUUGUUUUUUGUUUUGUAUUUUUUUUUAAACAUUCGAGAGGACAUCCAAAACACUGUUCUUAAUGUUGAACCUUGACAUGGCUUCAUUAUGUAAAUAUUUCAGUUAUUAAAAAUGUAUAUAUUUGA
Molecule: messenger RNA, 6427 nt
Organism: Rattus norvegicus (Norway rat)
Lineage: Eukaryota; Metazoa; Chordata; Mammalia; Rodentia; Muridae
Source: RefSeq, a predicted model, not a curated record